This is a messenger RNA of Penicillium cataractarum, 2517 nucleotides long. RefSeq names its product beta-glucosidase H. The transcript has 4 exons. Gene Ontology annotation, biological process: glucan catabolic process. The coding region runs from base 1 to 2517 and encodes 838 amino acids. Gene Ontology annotation, molecular function: beta-glucosidase activity. NCBI's taxonomy places the organism in Eukaryota, Fungi, Ascomycota, Eurotiomycetes, Eurotiales, Aspergillaceae. The record is from RefSeq and is a predicted model, not a curated record.
AUGUCACAAGAUCGCCAAUCUAGCCAUGACAGCUUUGACGUUGACGAUGUCCUUCAGAAGGCAUCUACAGUAGAAAAGAUAUCUUUGCUUGCUGGAAGCGACUUCUGGCAUACAACCCCUCUUCCAAGAUUCAAUGUUCCGACCAUCAGGCUCAGCGAUGGUCCCAACGGGAUAAGAGGCACAAAAUUCUUCAACGGUGUGCGGGCAGCUUGCCUGCCCUGCGGUACCGGCCUCGCAGCAACAUGGGAUCAAUCCCUGAUGUACGAAGCCGGCAUUCUCAUUGGGGAAGAGUGCAAGGCCAAGGGUGCUCAUUGCUGGCUCGGACCAACAGUAUGCAUUCAGCGGUCCCCUCUUGGAGGUAGGAGCUUCGAGUCGUUAUCCGAAGAUCCAUAUGCGACCGGCAAGCUGGCUGCAGCUUAUAUCAAAGGUGCCCAGUCAACGGGUAUAAUAUCCACAUUAAAGCAUUUUGCGGCAAAUGACCAGGAACAUGAGCGAGUUGGCGUCAGUGCAGUUAUAUCUGAGCGAGCACUAAGGGAGAUACACCUACUACCGUUCCAGAUUGCGAUCGCUGACGCGAAUCCUGGAGCGAUCAUGACCUGCUACAAUAAGGUCAACGGGGAGCACGUUUCGCAGAGCAAGCAAAUGCUAGAUGAUCUUCUCCGUGGAGAAUGGGGGUGGAAGGGCUUGGUCAUGAGUGACUGGUUUGGUACAUACUCCACAGCCGAAUCUCUCAACGCUGGUCUCGAUCUGGAGAUGCCUGGACCUUCGAGGCUGAGAGGGCCUUUAGCAGACCUUGCAAUUUCGAGCCGCCAUGUUUCCCGAGCUACUAUUGAUGAGCGAGUACGAAAUGUCCUCGAGUUCGUUCAGAGGGCCACCAAAACAGCGGUGGCGUCGGAGGAGAGCACUCGAGAUCUCCCCGAGGACCGGAAACUGAACCGAAAACUUGCUGCAGAUAGCGUGGUCCUUCUCAAGAACGAGUCAAAUUUGUUGCCUUUGGGUCAGAAGCCCUUCAAGAGCGUUGCCUUGAUCGGACCCAAUAUGAAGACCGCGGCCUUUUGUGGUGGAGGUUCCGCUUCCCUUCAUCCAUACUACACCGUUUCGCCCUACCAAGGAAUCAUUGAUCAGCUACCCGAGGAUGUCGAAGUACUAUACCAGCCUGGCGCCAACGCUUACGCUUUUACCCCGGAGCUGUUGGCUGCAGAUGUGCGGACCCCAAGUGGAGAGCCAGGCCUCCGAAUGCGCUUCUACCGAGACCCUCCCUCCGUGCAAAAUCGUACCGUGAUUGAUGAGGCUGUUCUGACAGAAUCUUCAUGGCAUCUGAUGGGUUUCUCUCAUCCCCAGCUAGAGAGGCUCUUCUAUGCUGACGUCGAGGAUGAUCUGAUUGCCCCCGCUACUGGCACCUUUGAAUUUGGGUUGGCUGUUUAUGGUUCUGCCAAUCUUUAUGUCAACGACGAGAUUGUCAUUGAAAAUAGCACGGUGCAGCGAGGGGGUAAUUUCUUUUUCGGAAAGGGAACUCUCGAGGAGAAAGCCACAGUCGACCUUGUCGAAGGCCAAUCUUACAAACUCAGAAUCGAAUUUAUCAGCGGCGUUUCAUCUAAGCUCAUAAAGCCUGGCGUUGUCAACUUUGGCGGCGGCGCCGGUCGUCUGGGAAUGAUCCAGGUCAUCGACCCAGAAGUAGCAAUUGCACGCGCUGUGGAGGCCGCUCAGCGUGCGGAUGUCACGAUCCUUUGCGUCGGAUUGACCCGUGAAUUCGAAUCCGAAGGCUUUGACAGGCCCAAUAUGGACCUUCCAGCAGCUUUGCCUCCUCUAAUCACAGCUGUGCUCGCCGCGGCGCCUGAAACUAUCCUUGUCACCCAAAGCGGCUCACCUUUCAACAUGCUCCCUUGGGCUGAAACCGUGAAUACGCAUUUGCAUGCCUGGUUUGGCGGAAAUGAACUAGGUAAUGGCCUUGCGGAUGUGAUUUUUGGCGCUGUCAACCCCAGCGGAAAGCUACCUCUCUCGUUCCCACGUUGCAUUGAAGAUACGCCGACAUACCUCAAUUUCGGCAGCGACAGGGGCCAAGUGAUGUACGGUGAGGGGAUUUACGUUGGAUACCGAUACUAUGAAAAGCUUCGUAAAAACGUGCUUUAUCCAUUCGGAUACGGAUUGUCGUACACAAAGUUCGACUAUUCCGACCUCAGUGUCAGCGCUACCUCAGUUACACUGAACGUGUCUAAUUCAGGGGAACUGGCUGGAGCCGAGACCGUGCAGCUCUACAUCAGCCCAGACAAACUGGCGAGCAUCGCACGGCCAGUUAAGGAGCUCAAGGGCUUUGCCAAGGUGUACUUGCAACCAGGAGAAACGCGUCGUGUUGAGAUCGCUCUCGAUCGAUUCAGCACUGCUUUCUGGGAUCAAGAAUUGCACAAGUGGGUGUGCGAGAAGGGGCAGUAUAAGGUCUUGGUUGGGUCAAGCAGUCAAAAUAUUCUGUUGGAAGGUGUUCUUGAUGUUGAGGAGACGACGAUGUGGUCUGGUCUGUGA